Caenorhabditis elegans is the source of this 1626-nucleotide messenger RNA. RefSeq names its product G-protein coupled receptors family 1 profile domain-containing protein (gene ser-5). The transcript is spliced from 8 exons. Lineage: Eukaryota; Metazoa; Nematoda; Chromadorea; Rhabditida; Rhabditidae. Bases 50 to 1414 code for a protein of 454 amino acids. Gene Ontology annotation, cellular component: membrane; plasma membrane. The record is from RefSeq and is marked reviewed. Gene Ontology annotation, biological process: signal transduction; G protein-coupled receptor signaling pathway. Gene Ontology annotation, molecular function: signaling receptor activity; G protein-coupled receptor activity.
AGAAGAGUGGCAACAUUAGAAACAUCGGACCAUCACCGUCAUCGCCGUCAUGUUUCAAGUCUCCGAUGGAGAUGGCGGUGUCGUCGAAGAAGUCGACUACUCGAAAAUUGCAAAACUGGCUGGGAUAAGUACGGGCAACGAAUCAGAUGUUGUAUCGGAAAUGUGUAAAGAACAGCUUCGAAUAAUUCUCCGUGAAAAGUUACGAACUGGAGAACAAUUACCCCCUGCUGUACUUGUGCUAUUGUGCAUUCCAGCAGUUAUUAUAAUUCUGCUAACCAUUUUCGGAAACCUUCUUGUCCUAUUCUUCAAAGCUCGUGUCGGUCGUACAAAUACAACACUUUUAGUUUGGAAUUUGGGUUUAACAGACUUUUUAGUCGGUGUCAUUGUACUCCCAAUGGGAGCCGUGUACUUAAUAUAUCGAAAAUGGAUAUUUGGACGGUUUCUUUGUCGAUUAUGGGUAGCAGCUGAUGUAACAUUUUGCACUUGCUCAGUGGUGACAAUAUGUGUGAUAUCUGUGGAUCGAUAUCUCGCAGUUACAAGGCCACUUCGAUACAAGAGCAUUGUCACGAAAACAAAAGUAAUAUCAGUGAUGACAAUCAUCUGGAUAUUCUCUUCGUCGAUUUUGCUCACAACAGUUCGGUGGGAGCAGCCAGAAUGUUACGAUGAUUCCUUGUGUUUUGUUGGAAAUGAGAUUCGCCACUUGGCUCAUAGCGUUGUGUUUGCAUUCUUUCUACCAGCAUCAGUCACAUUAACACUUUACUGGCGCAUUUAUAAACUUGCAAGGAACCGUCAAAAAGCUUUAGAUCGUGGGUUUCUCAUGAUUCUCGGAUCAAACAUGAACUUUCUCACGAACACGCUCAGUCAGCAGACAACACUACGCGUACACUUUGGAAAGACAAACGGGAUGGUGGAGCAUCAGCGACGGGUACUCAGAACACAUGAGAGAAUUGCAAAGACAUUGGGUGUCGUCUCUUGCUCAUUUCUCUUUUGUUGGUUGCCAUUUUUCGGGUUAUAUUUGACAAAUUAUAAAUGUUCUGGUUGUGUUCCUCCGAUUGCCAUCGAUGUAGCAAGUUGGUUGGGUUACUGUAAUUCAAUGCUCAAUCCCAUCAUCUACUCAUUCACAGUUAAAGAGUUCAAACGUUCCGCAUUCCGGCUCGUAGUGCCAAUUUGGCAAUUUGUCAAUCGAUGUUUACCAUUUGUUCCAGCCCCGCCCGAUAAUAUUUUGCAAAGGAUUGCAAGACAUGUACAUAGGCAUAAGGAAAAAGAAAUGCAAACAAGGCACCGAUCGUUUGAAAUGUCAUCGAACAAAAAUGGAAUGCUGACAACGAAAGUUCGAUCCAAAAGGAGGCAAACUGAACCAAAUGUUGUUGGGCUCAUUACUCCUGAUCAUAAGUUGCAGACAGUGGCUUCGUAACCGAAUCUCAUCUCAUCAUCUCUUCUCUUUCCUCUUCCUCGGACGUGUUCAUCUUCCCAUGUCAUAAUUAAUUUGUUUCCUUUUUUACUGAUCCGGUGUGAUCGAUAUUGGAGAAGAAACUCAAUUUUUUGUAUAUAAAACAUCUCAUCUUCUUGUCUUUUACACACAUAUACACACCCGCUCUCAUUUUUGAAUAAUGAAUAAUUCGACAG